GUUGUGGUUCUUCUCGCUGCUGUCGCCGCUCCUGUCGCCUCCUCCGACUCCGCCAUGGCGUCCUCUUUGGCCGACGUGAGCUGGAAAAUGCUGGAGCUGAGGGCCCGCUCCAAGCGUUCAGUGUAGCCUGAGACGCUUGUGGUUAGCUGCAGCAGCUUGAAAUGGCCAGUUUGGAUGCUGACACAGCCACCUCCGCCCGUGCUUUCUCGUGGUGCGGCUCCGUGUACGAACCUAUGAAAAGCAUUAACCUUCCAAGGCCCGAUGGAGAGAGCGUGUGGGAUAAGUUGGAUCAUUACUACAGAAUUGUCAAAUCAACAGUGUUGCUGUACCAAAGUCCAACCACCGGUCUCUUUCCCACCAAAACGUUUGGUGACAACCAAAGGGCGAAAGUGCACAACAGCCUGUACUGCGCUGCAUCUGCCUGGGCUUUGGCACUUGCAUAUAGGCGCAUUGACGAUGACAAGGGAAGAACCCACGAGCUGGAGCAUUCCGCUAUAAAAUGUAUGCGAGGGAUUCUCUACUGCUACAUGCGCCAGGCUGAUAAGGUUCAACAAUACAAACAAGACCCUAAGCCCUCCAAAUGCCUCCAUUCUAUUUUCAGUGCCCACACUGGUGAUGAAGUCCUUUCCCAUGAUGAAUAUGGACAUCUUCAGAUAAAUGCUGUGUCGCUGUUCCUCCUCUACCUGGUGGAAAUGAUAUCAUCUGGCCUGCAGAUUAUCUACAACACAGAUGAGGUAUCCUUCAUCCAAAACCUGGUGUUUUGUGUGGAAAGAGCAUACCGUGUCCCAGAUUUUGGAGUGUGGGAAAGAGGAAGCAAGUAUAACAAUGGCAGCACCGAACUGCAUUCAAGUUCUGUCGGGUUAGCAAAAGCCGCCCUAGAAGCAAUUAAUGGAUUCAACCUCUUUGGCAAUCAGGGCUGCUCCUGGUCUGUCAUAUUUGUAGAUCUUGAUGCCCACAAUCGGAACAGGCAGACUCUUUGUUCAUUGCUUCCCCGAGAAUCCCGAUCUCACAACACUGAUGCUGCUCUCCUACCCUGCAUUAGCUAUCCAGCCUUUGCCGUGGACGACGACGCUUUGUACAGCCAAACAAUCGAUAAGGUGGUCAGGAAGCUAAAAGGGAAAUAUGGGUUCAAGCGGUUUUUGAGGGAUGGCUAUCGAACCGCUCUGGAGGACAAAAAUCGCCAUUACUAUAAACCUGCAGAAAUUAAGCUCUUUGAUGGAAUCGAAUGUGAAUUUCCUCUCUUCUUUAUUUUCAUGAUGAUCGAUGGAGUUUUUAGAGGCAACACAGAGCAAGUGAAAGAGUAUCAGCAGCUUCUGGAUCCUUUGCUGCAGCAGACCCCAGAAGGCUAUCCUGUUGUGCCUAAGUACUACUAUGUGCCAGCAGACUUUGUGGAACUGGAAAAGAAAAACCCUGGCAGCCAGAAACGAUUUCCUAGCAACCACGGGCGGGAUGGGAAGCUCUUUUUGUGGGGACAAGCCCUUUAUGUCAUCGCAAAACUUCUUGUUGACGGUUUAGUAAGCGCUAAAGAUAUCGACCCGGUGAAGCGUUACAUACCUUCCCAAGAUCAACGCAACGUUAGCAUGAGAUACUCAAAUCAGGGCCCUCUUGAAAAUGACUUGGUGGUCCAUGUUGCAUUGAUUGCUGAAAGCCAACGCCUACAGGUUUUCUUGAACACAUAUGGAAUCCAAACACAGACUCCCCAGCAGGUAGAACCCAUCCAGAUAUGGGCACAGCAGGAACUUGUGAAGGCUUACUUCCACCUGGGGAUCAAUGACAAGCUGGGCCUCUCGGGAAGACCGGACCGACCGAUUGGCUGCCUCGGGACAUCAAAGAUUUACCGAAUCCUGGGCAAGACGGUUGUCUGCUACCCAAUAAUUUUUGACCUGAGUGAUUUCUACAUGUCCCAGGAUGUUAUGAUGCUGAUCGAUGACAUUAAGAAUGCUUUGCAGUUCAUUAAGCAGUACUGGAAGAUGCAUGGCCGCCCCUUGUUCCUCGUGCUUAUUCGGGAGGAUAAUAUAAGGGGAAGCAGAUUCAAUCCGAUACUAGACAUGUUGGCCGCCUUUAAGAAAGGAGUAGUUGGAGGCGUGAAGGUUCAUGUCGAUAGGCUGCAGACAUUAAUUUCUGGAGCAGUGGUUGAACAACUGGACUUCCUAAGGAUCAGUGAAACAGAUGAGCCUCCAGAGUUCAAGAGCUUCGAAGAGCUCGAUCUCCCAAAACAUUCAAAAGUCAAGAGACAAACCAGCACACCAAAUGUUACUGAACUGGAACAACAGCCAGAUAUUAAUGUGAAUGACUGGAAAAACAAGUCAACUUAUGAGAUUCUUCAGAAACUGAAUGACUGCAACUGCCUCGCAAGUCAAGCGAUUCUACUGAACAUUUUGCUCAAAAGGGAAGGCCCGAAUUUCAUCACCAAGGAAGGCACCGUCUCUGAUCACAUUGAAAGGAUCUAUCGAAAAGCUGGCAGCAAAAAGCUCUGGUCUCUUGUGCGCUUCGCAGCAAGCCUUUUAUGUAAACUAGUGGACAGCCUUGCCCCAUCUAUUACUAAUGUUUUAGUUCAGGGCAAACAGGUGACUCUUGGGGCAUUUGGCCAGGAAGAAGAAAUUAUAUCGAAUCCCUUGUCUCCUGGCGCAAUUAAGAACAUCAUCUACAACAAGUGUAAUUUGCAGGACGAGAGGGAAGCUGUUCUCCAGCAAGAGCUUGUCAUUCACAUUGGCUGGAUCAUCUCCAACUCCCCUGAAUUUUUUAACGGCAUGCUGAAGAUACGAGUGGGGUGGAUCGUGCAUGCCAUGAAGUACGAGCUGAAGAUCCGCGCCGGGGAGUUGGCUCCUGUCGACUUGUACCAGCUGUCACCCAGUGAAGUGAAGCAGCUUCUUCUGGACAUUCUUCAGCCGCAGCAGCAAGGAAGGUGCUGGCUGCACAGACGGCAGAUUGAUGGCUCCCUAAACCGAACCCCCAGCGGGUUCUACGACAGGGUGUGGCAGAUUUUGGAGAGGACCCCCAACGGUUUAAUAGUAGCUGAGAAAUUUUUGCCGCAGCAACCAACCUUGUCUGAUAUGACGAUGUACGAAAUGAACUUUUCCCUUCUGGUGGAGGACAUGUUACAAAACAUUGAUCAACCUGAAUACCGGCAAAUAAUCGUAGAGUUGUUGAUGGUUGUCUCUGUGAUUCUGGAAAGAAACCCGGAAUUAGAGUUUCAGGAUAAAGUGGACUUGGACAAACUGGUGAAAGAAGCAUUUCUUGAUUUCCAGAAGGACCAGAGCAGACUCAAAGGAACUGAAAAACAAGACGACAUGACGUCCUUUUACAACACUCCUCCGAUUGGGAAAAGGGGAACCUGCAGCUACCUGACAAAGGCGGUGAUGAAUCUGUUGCUGGAAGGGGAAGUGAAACCCUGUGCCGACGACCCGUGUUCCAUCAGCUAAAGCCGGCGGCGCCAGGUGGAACUCAACCUGACUUGUGUAGGGCCGCGUUGAUGUUUGGCAUGUGCUACCUAAUUGUUCCUUGUCAAGGGGGAGGCCUGGAAACGGUCACUGCGAUAAGCUCAGGCGCUUUAGAAUAGCAAAGACCACAGCUGAUUCUGUGGCAGCCAAAAAGCACGUUUAAUCAAGAAGCGGUCCUCUCCCCCCACCACCCCGUAGGUUUCCAAUAGCAACCUGCACGUUCCACUUAAGCGUUGCAUUCGUACAUUGGCACAGGGAAUGCAUGAAAUGCGCUGUAGCACAUACUGAUUAAGACCUUGGCUAUGCUCGAAGAAUCAACUGGGUUUAUGGGUUGGGUUUGUUCGUUUCUUUUUGGUCAAGCAUUGUUUACGAACAAUUGCAGUGGCAAAAUGUAUUUAUUUAAUAGCAAACUAAAUGAGCACUGCAGAUUUUUUUUUCCAUUUCUCGCUCUCCUUCCCCCUCCCCCCCCCAAUAAUUUGUAUUGUAAUUCAUUAUUGAAUGGCUACAUUAUGAAUGCUGGAUGAAACAAGCAUAAAUUUAAAAAAAUCAGCAGGAGUGUGUUUGAUAUUGCUUUGUUUGUUGCUCUGAGGAAGUUGCUGUGACUUUGGACUUUGCGUGUUCCAGCUAAACUUCUAAGGUGUUUUUAAAAAAAACCCCAAAACCCUACUCUAUUAAAAAUAUACAAAUUUGCUUUAAAA
Heteronotia binoei (common prickly gecko) is the source of this 4138-nucleotide messenger RNA. RefSeq names its product phosphorylase kinase regulatory subunit beta (gene PHKB). Gene Ontology annotation, biological process: glycogen metabolic process. The record is from RefSeq and is a predicted model, not a curated record. Bases 162 to 3422 code for a protein of 1086 amino acids. Gene Ontology annotation, cellular component: phosphorylase kinase complex. NCBI's taxonomy places the organism in Eukaryota, Metazoa, Chordata, Lepidosauria, Squamata, Gekkonidae. The transcript is spliced from 32 exons. Gene Ontology annotation, molecular function: calmodulin binding.